Messenger RNA from Chelmon rostratus (copperband butterflyfish), 3032 nucleotides. RefSeq names its product solute carrier family 25 member 44a (gene slc25a44a). The record is from RefSeq and is a predicted model, not a curated record. Gene Ontology annotation, cellular component: mitochondrion. NCBI's taxonomy places the organism in Eukaryota, Metazoa, Chordata, Actinopteri, Chaetodontiformes, Chaetodontidae. Gene Ontology annotation, biological process: branched-chain amino acid catabolic process; transmembrane transport. The transcript has 4 exons. Gene Ontology annotation, molecular function: branched-chain amino acid transmembrane transporter activity. The coding region runs from base 388 to 1341 and encodes 317 amino acids.
UCGUUGUCAAAUUAGUUAAACAAACUGCUAGCUAAGCAAACAUUACCGUUAUAGCGGUCACAUGGAGGGGAAAACCAUUUACAGAGCACGUUAUUUAUCUCGGAAAAGUUUGUAAUGACACAAACAACACGCUGCAGUAAAGCACAGCCUCUGACCUUUCACCUUUGACAAUGUUUGCUCGCCGCAGUGAUGGACGGAAGACAUGACCCACCUCGUAGCAGAGCAGGCCGUAUGUGUUUAACAAAGCAGCUCCGUUUCGCAACAGUGACUGUGGGUGCGAGAGGUGAACCCGAGCUACAUGACCCCCUAACAGAUGUGAUGGAAAUCGGAGCGCUGAUGACUGCAGAUAUGUGGCUUUAGGGGUGCAGUGCUUCCCUCGCCAGCAUCAUGCAGCAGAAAGGUGCGAUCCAAAUUAUCGAAUGGGAGGACCUGGACAAGAGGAAGUUCUACUCCCUGGGUGUGUUCAUGACCUUGACCACCAGGGCUACUGUCUACCCGGCCAGCCUCAUUCGCACUCGGCUCCAGGUCCAGAAGGGGAAGGCCCUCUACUCCGGCACCUUUGAUGCUUUCUGCAAGAUCCUGCGAGCUGAGGGCGUGCAAGGCCUCUACCGUGGCUUUUUGGUCAAUACAUUCACCCUCGUCUCAGGACAGGCUUACAUCACCACCUAUGAACUGGUGAGAAAGUAUGUGUCCCAGUACUCACCCAGUAACACUGUGAAGUCAGUGGUAGCUGGAGGGGCAGCAUCCCUGGUGGCCCAGACCAUCACUGUGCCCAUAGACGUGGUGUCUCAGCAACUGAUGAUGCAAGGACAGGGGGAACACCUCACUCGCUUCAAGGCCAAACCCAAAAUGAUGCUCGCAGCAACCAAACGCAGACUGACUUUCGGGCAAACCCGUGACAUUACGGUGCAGAUAUUUGCAGCCGAUGGCUUCAGGGGAUUUUACAGGGGCUACGUGGCAUCGCUACUCACGUACAUCCCAAACAGUGCACUCUGGUGGCCUUUUUAUCAUUUUUAUGCAGAGCAGCUGUCCUUGUUGGCACCAAGUGAGUGCCCCCAUCUGAUUCUGCAGGCUUUGGCAGGACCAAUGGCAGCAGCAACCGCCUCCACCAUCACCAACCCUAUGGAUGUUGUUCGAGCACGAGUACAGGUGGAGGGACGGUCAUCUGUUAUCGAGACGUUCAGGCAGCUGCUGGCAGAGGAGGGCGUCCGGGGGCUGACCAAGGGGCUGUCGGCCCGCAUCAUUUCCUCCCUGCCCACAUCGGUGCUCAUCGUGGUGGGAUAUGAGACUCUGAAGAGACUGAGCCUUCGAGCUGAUUUGAUAGAGUCCAGACACUGGUGAAAGGCCAGAGAGGUCAGAGGAAGGAGAUGAAGGCCCAGAUCCGUGUCCGGUCUCUGCGGGAACUGCUCAGCUGCUUCCACAUGCCUUUUAGAUCUGUGUUGUUUUAAUGCAGGUAUGAUAUAUAUGAGUGGUCAUGUUUGUCUGUACGUACAUUUGGGAGCUACAGGUGUCAUUACUUAUUCCUUUUCUGUUUCUCAGACCCAUUUCUGCUGUUUUUUUCUUUUUUGCUGAACUGUUACUGUACAUCAAUAAGAUAUAAGGAUAGCAGGUAGCUCAAGCCCCUUUUUGAUAUAAGACAAUAUAAAACUGAAACCAGAGUGUUUUUCAUGCCUGGACAUGUAGCAGUACAGGGGUUUUGUUUUGUUUUUUUACUGUGUCAUGCUCUAACUCCACAGCCGGAGCCUCAGCUUGUGAACACUUGAUGCACCUUUUGAAUUCACAUCAGCUGGGUUCAUUUUUUUUUUUUUUUUUAAAGAAGAGCUACACUGCAGUAUGUAUUUUAAGAGACUUUGUGACGAGGCCAGUGUAAUGAGUUUUCAGUGUGCCAAAGUCUGAAGACACAAAACCCUCAUUUGUCCUAUUGAGCACAUAAAGAGCGGAGAAGCUUGAUAUCUGCGUGCAUUCCAGUGAAACGACAAUUUCACGCAGAGGUGUGAAACAUUCGCUAACAGUGCGUGUUGUGGUCUAAAUGAAGAGAUCAGACUUGAUAUUUAAUUAUGGCAAUAAAAUUGUGCAGGAGGAAUGAGUAUAUCCUCAGUGUGAUCAUUAAGUGAGACUUCCAAAAGUACUUUAAAUCUGUUUGAGGUUCUGUUUACUUACAGGACGAGAAAUAUUUUAUCUCGAGGUCUAUUUGAAAUCUGGCCCAGGUUUGUGUAGUUCAGCCUAAAGCCUUUCUGUAAUUUAUUUUCCUGUGAAGUCAGUGGCGCUGGUAUAAUGAUGAAUUCUACAUAUUGAUGAGUUGAUUGGGCCAAACAGGCAGGUGUUUCUUCUUUUUGUGUAAAUGGACUGUACAUAAAGCAGAGCUUGACAGGAAAGAUGAGAAAAGAGGGGAUGCAACAGGAGACGUAUUAAUGUAACAUUGCAGGCCACAUCAGAAAGUGGGAAUCCAGUGUUUUCCUCAUUGACCACUACUACUGUUGAUAGUUCUGAUGUGCUCUGUAUAUUAUUGAUACUGUUCAUGAUGAUGGGAUCAAAUCCGCGAGCCAAAUCUGCUGUUUGGGUAAAGCUAACACACGGAGGGUAAUGGCAGCAGCAUCAGCACCAGCAGAUGCACCUAAACUCCACAGUUGCCUUCAGGGUUCACCAGUCACUUAAUGUGUGAGGUAUAUCAACAUGAUUACUGUAAUGUUAAUAAUGAGCACACAGGUGCAGCCAUGGUGAGAAAUGACUUACUGUCAGAAAACACAUCUCAGUGAGGCUUCUUCCUUUUAUAAACUGGUAAAUGUUGUUGUGUUUGCAGCACUUUCUAUUUGUACAACACAAUAUAAGUAUGAUGUACUUUCUCCAGUUUGAUUUCUGGGGAGCAAAAUUAACAGACCUUUUCUCAUAGAGGAAGUGCUACUCUUAUAUUUACCAACUACCUGCUGUGUGUGUAAUGUGAAAAAAUUGUUAAAGGUACAGUUACAGUUUUUUAAACAUGCAGAACUUGUGGAUCUUUGAUGGAAAGUAAUAAAGAAGUCUGAAUCACUGCA